Messenger RNA from Halichondria panicea, 1066 nucleotides. RefSeq names its product ribose-5-phosphate isomerase-like. NCBI's taxonomy places the organism in Eukaryota, Metazoa, Porifera, Demospongiae, Suberitida, Halichondriidae. The transcript is spliced from 10 exons. The record is from RefSeq and is a predicted model, not a curated record. Gene Ontology annotation, biological process: pentose-phosphate shunt, non-oxidative branch; D-ribose metabolic process. Bases 59 to 862 code for a protein of 267 amino acids. Gene Ontology annotation, molecular function: ribose-5-phosphate isomerase activity. Gene Ontology annotation, cellular component: intracellular membrane-bounded organelle.
UUCGGAAUCUGCCCCUUACUCCUUACUCAGCUCUUUUGUCAUAUUUUUUUUGCUUUUUAUGUUCUCUUCAAUCUGUUCAAUAAAAAAGAUCCUUUGGUUUGGAGUACAUUGCAAGCCUUCAUUUUCAACAAGACAAAUUAUGAUGAGCAGUGAAUUGGCUACUGGAAAAAAGGCUGCAGCUGUAAAAGCUGUUAAUGAUUAUGUACAGGACAAUCAGAGGCUUGGAAUCGGAAGUGGAAGCACAAUUGUAUUUGCAGUGGAAAGAUUAGCUGAAAGGGUUAAGCAAGAAAAGUUGUCUGUUAUUUGUGUGCCAACAUCAUUUCAAGCACGACAGCUAAUAAUUGACAAUGGGUUAACUCUUGGAGACCUGGAAACAGUACCUGAGCUGGACAUAGCCAUUGAUGGUGCUGACGAGGUUGACAAAAACUUAAACUGCAUAAAAGGAGGAGGAGGGUGUCAAACUCAAGAGAAAGUUGUUGCUGCUAGUGCGAAGACCUUUGUAGUGAUUUGUGAUUAUAGCAAGCAAUCAUCAUUUCUUGGGGAAAAGUGGAACAGAGGGCUGCCAAUUGAAGUUGUCCCGUUUGCCUACAAGCCAGUCAAGAUCAAGCUGGAGAAGAUGGGGGGAACAGCUGAAAUUAGAAUGGCCAAACAAAAAGCUGGCCCUGUCGUCACAGAUAAUGGAAACUUGAUACUAGAUUGGAAAUUUGUUGCUGCAAAGGAGACUGACUGGAGUCUAGUAGCCAGAAAUCUUUCUCAGAUUCCAGGAAUUGUAGAGACCGGUUUGUUUCUAAACAUGGCCUCUCGUGUGUACUAUGGUAACGCAGACGGGUCCGUAAAUGUUGUGGAUAAGCCUGCCGGUUAAACCUGCCAACUAAUCAACUCAUAGACAUGGACACUAAUUCAAUGAUUUUAGUUUGUGUGGUGUACCUAGCUUUGCUGUCUCCACUGUGUACUCCUAUAUGCAUGGUUCACUGAGCUAUUGAAGCAGAUGUGAACGCUUCAUUGUUCCAUCAAUGAUCAUUGGCUCAACGCUAUUGUAAUACUCACUAUGAUUGCUAUUCCUGAA